CUCCGCCCGCCGCGAUGCUCGCCCGCGCGCUGCUGCUCUGCGCAGCGCUGGCUCUCGGCCAGGCAGCCAAUCCUUGCUGUUCCAACCCGUGUCAAAACCGAGGGGAAUGUCUGAGUGUAGGAUUUGACCGGUACAAGUGCGACUGCACCCGGACAGGCUAUUACGGUGAAAACUGUACCACACCUGAAUUUCUAACAAGAAUAAAAUUACUGCUGAAGCCCACCCCCAACACGGUGCACUAUAUACUGACCCACUUCAAAGGAGUCUGGAACAUCGUCAAUAACAUUCCCUUCCUGCGCAAUGCAAUCAUGAAAUAUGUGUUGACGUCCAGAUCUCAUCUGAUCGACAGUCCACCAACUUACAAUGCGCAUUAUGGCUACAAAAGCUGGGAAGCCUUCUCUAACCUCUCCUACUACACCAGAGCGCUUCCUCCCGUGGCGGAUGACUGCCCCACUCCCAUGGGUGUGAAAGGGAAGAAGGAGCUUCCUGAUUCAAAUGAGGUUCUGGAAAAAGUUCUUCUAAGAAGGAAGUUCAUCCCUGAUCCCCAAGGCACAAAUAUGAUGUUCGCUUUCUUUGCCCAGCAUUUUACUCAUCAGUUUUUCAAGUCAGAUCAAAAACGGGGACCAGCUUUCACCACGGGACUGGCCCAUGGGGUGGACCUAAGUCAUAUUUAUGGUGAAACUCUAGAUAGACAGCACAAACUGCGCCUUUUCAAGGAUGGAAAAAUGAAAUACCAGAUAAUUGAUGGAGAGAUGUACCCUCCCACUGUCAAAGAAACUCAAGUAGAGAUGAUGUACCCACCCUACAUCCCCGAGCAUGCACGCUUUGCUGUGGGCCAGGAGGUCUUCGGUCUGGUGCCAGGCCUGAUGAUGUACGCCACCAUCUGGCUGCGGGAGCAUAACAGAGUGUGCGAUGUGCUUAAACAGGAGCAUCCAGAGUGGGAUGAUGAACGCCUGUUCCAGACAAGCCGGCUAAUAUUGAUAGGAGAAACGAUUAAGAUAGUGAUUGAAGACUAUGUACAGCAUUUGAGCGGGUAUCAUUUCAAACUGAAGUUUGACCCAGAGCUGCUUUUCAACCAGCAAUUCCAGUACCAGAACCGCAUUGCUUCCGAGUUUAACACGCUGUAUCACUGGCAUCCCCUUCUGCCUGACACCUUUCAAAUUGAUGACCAAGUUUAUAACUUUCAACAGUUUCUCUACAACAACUCUAUAUUAGUAGAACAUGGACUUACCCAGUUUGUUGAAUCAUUCACCAAGCAAAUUGCUGGCAGGGUCGCUGGCGGUAGGAAUGUUCCCCUUGCAGUCCAAAGGGUGGCAAAGGCUUCCAUUGAGCACAGCAGAAAGAUGAAAUACCAAUCUCUGAAUGAAUACCGCAAACGCUUCUUGAUGAAACCGUAUACGUCAUUUGAAGAACUUACAGGUGAGAAGGAAAUGGCUGCAGAAUUGGAAGCCCUCUACGGUGACAUUGAUGCGAUGGAGCUGUAUCCCGCCCUUCUCGUGGAAAAACCUCGGCCAGACGCUAUUUUCGGGGAGACCAUGGUGGAGAUGGGAGCACCAUUCUCCUUGAAAGGACUUAUGGGUAACCCUAUAUGCUCACCUCACUACUGGAAGCCGAGUACUUUUGGAGGAGAAGUGGGUUUUCAGAUCGUCAACACUGCCUCCAUCCAGUCUCUCAUCUGCAAUAACGUGAAGGGCUGUCCUGUCACUGCGUUUAAUGUCCCAGAUCCGCAGCUUGCCAAAACAGUCACCAUUAACGCGAGUGCUUCCCACUCCAGACUGGAAGACCUCAGCCCCACUGUACUGCUAAAAGGACGUUCGACGGAGCUGUAGGAGUCAGUCGAGCAUAUUUAUUUAUUUAUAAGAACCAUUCUUUUUAACUUAUUAUUUAAUAAUAUUUAUAUUAAGUGCCUUGUGUUACUUAACAUCUUCUGUAACAGAAGGUAGUACAUUUGUUGCAGGGAAAAGAGUCAGACUUGUGAGGACUCCUGUGACACUACUUUACAGGUGUAUUUAUUUCAAGUUAAAGUAGAAAAUAUUUUCAGACUUUUGUAUAAACUGAUGGAAAGUGAUUUUGACAUCUUUUUACUUGAAUUUCAAUUUGUAAUAUAUUGUGAUAGAAUGAAUGCCAAGAUGUUGGAACACUUAAAUGCUGUUACAAAAGAGCAAAAUGCUGCACAUACUACACUGUCUUUAUCUCCAACACAUUAGAAACAACUGAGGUUGGGGAAUUUUAAAGAAAUGUUGAGCAUUUAAUUGUGAUGAAUGUUAAAAGCAUACACUGCCAAUAUUUUAUAAUUUUUUUUUUGUCUUUUUGAGACAGAGUCUCUCUAUGCACUUCAGGCUGGCCUUGAGCUCACUUUGUAGUCUAGGCUGGUCUCGAACUCGCAACGAUCCUCCUGCCUCAGCCUCCGAGUGCUGGGAUUACAGGCGUGAGCCACCAUGCCCAGCUUAUUUUAUAAUUUUUAAAGCAGCCUCAAAGCAAUAAUUUGAAUGUUUUAUAUAAAAAAGAUUCCAGAGUUUGUGCGACUAAUAAAUAGAAUCUAUAAAAGCAAAAAACUAUCUAAAAACAAAGAAGUAACCAAAUUAAAGUUUAAACUUGGGUUCAAACACUUGAAAGAGACUCUAUCAUAUCUGGCACUUACCAGAUUUUGCUGUGAAGUUAAUGAAUUGCCAGACAUAGUGACAUAGGCCUGUAAUCCCGGCAUCUGGGAGGCUGAGGCCAUUCUGGACCACAUAAAGAGACCCCCAUCUCACAAAAA
Cavia porcellus (domestic guinea pig) is the source of this 2758-nucleotide messenger RNA. It is a transcript of the gene Ptgs2, whose product is annotated as prostaglandin-endoperoxide synthase 2. Gene Ontology annotation, biological process: response to oxidative stress; cyclooxygenase pathway. Gene Ontology annotation, molecular function: peroxidase activity; heme binding; oxidoreductase activity, acting on single donors with incorporation of molecular oxygen, incorporation of two atoms of oxygen. Gene Ontology annotation, cellular component: cytoplasm; neuron projection. The record is from RefSeq and is marked provisional. Lineage: Eukaryota; Metazoa; Chordata; Mammalia; Rodentia; Caviidae.